AUGCGGCAGCCAGAAGAUGCUAUCUCGCAUUGUUGCCACGCUGACGAGGAGUCGGGCACAGAGGAGAUGGAUGCGAGCCUCUACCUUUGCAAGAGGAGACGUGCGUACUGCCCGCCGCGGGUGGAAACAGAGGAGGAGUCACAGCUGCCGACAGCAACCGGCUCAGAUGGAGCGGGCCGCACGCUUCUUGAAGCAUUGGCGACGAAGCCAAGGUCGAAUCCGCACUUGCCCUUGGGCAGUGACGGAGAGGCCUUGCUUCUGGUCCGCCGAGCCCGGGCUUUCCAGGGCGACAUGUGCGCUAAAGCGCUAGCAGCGGAGUUCCUGGCGAAGGCGCCUUCGGUGCCUUGA
Messenger RNA from Symbiodinium natans, 348 nucleotides. Lineage: Eukaryota; Dinophyceae; Suessiales; Symbiodiniaceae. The record is from the annotation of a GenBank genome assembly.